Messenger RNA from Adelges cooleyi (spruce gall adelgid), 1817 nucleotides. RefSeq names its product NEDD8-activating enzyme E1 regulatory subunit (gene APP-BP1). Gene Ontology annotation, biological process: ubiquitin-dependent protein catabolic process; protein ubiquitination; protein neddylation. Gene Ontology annotation, cellular component: nucleus; cytoplasm. Gene Ontology annotation, molecular function: NEDD8 activating enzyme activity; ubiquitin activating enzyme activity. Bases 113 to 1738 code for a protein of 541 amino acids. The record is from RefSeq and is a predicted model, not a curated record. NCBI's taxonomy places the organism in Eukaryota, Metazoa, Arthropoda, Insecta, Hemiptera, Adelgidae. The transcript has 10 exons.
UACUACUGUUGAGUAUUUUUCAAUAAACAUUGUAGAAACUCAACCCAAUAAUAUAUUCAAAUUUUAAUUAUAAGUAAAGUACUAAAUUAUUAGUUAAUCGCAUAUUAUAUAAAUGGCCGUACCAUCGCCCAAGUCACCAGAGCAAUCUGAAAGAAGCAGGAAAUAUGAUCGUCAACUUAGAUUAUGGGGUGAUCAGGGACAACAAGACUUGGAAACUGCUCAUGUUUGUAUGAUAAAUGCCACAGCACUUGGAACAGAAAUAUUGAAAUCGUUAGUUUUACCUGGUGUAGGUGCGUUUACAAUAAUUGAUAAUGAAGUCGUCACAGAAGAAGACGUAGGGUCAAAUUUUUUUGUAACUGCUGAAAGAGUUGGAGAGAAAAGAGGAUCAGUCACUUCUCAACUCUUAUGUGAACUUAAUCCAGACACACGAGGCCAUUUUGUUGAUGAAUCUAUUCUUAAAUUAUUAGAUCUAAAUCCUGAAUUAUUCAAAACAUUUACAGUUGUUAUCACUACAUCACUUCAUGAAAAGGAAAUAAUUUCAUUGUCUCAUAAGCUAUGGGAAUGGAAUAUUCCUUUGAUUGUCUGCUCUAGUUAUGGAUUUUUUGGUUCAAUGAGAUUACAAAUAGAUGAACAUACCAUAGUUAAAACACAUCCAGACAAUCAAAAUCCUGAUCUACGAUUAGAUUGCCCAUUCCCAAAACUAAAAGCUCAUUUUGAUAGCUACGAUUUAGAAGCUCUUGAUCUCACAGAUCAUCUACAUGUCCCAUAUUUAGUAAUAUUAUAUAAUCACCUAGACAAAUGGAGAAGAGACAUUGGUGAUGAUACUGCUUUACCUGAAACUUACAAACAAAAACAAGUUAUUCGACAAAACAUCAAAAAUAGCAUUAGGAAACAUGAUAAUGGUUCUCUUUAUCAUGAAGAAAAUUUUGAAGAAGCAGUCAAAUCGGUGAACUUUGCUUACAACCGAACAACAAUUCCUUCAGAAGUUCAACAUAUACUUAAAGAUGAUAAACUCCUUAAUUUGACAUCAAAUAGUAAACCGUUUUGGAUAAUGGCUAGAGCUCUGAAAGAAUUUGUGGAAAAUGAAGGCAACGGUAGACUUCCUGUGCGUGGAACAUUACCUGAUAUGACAGCAGAUACUUUCAAAUAUAUCAGUUUACAACAAUUAUAUCACGAACAAGCGGCAAAGGAUGCUGAAGAAGUUUACAAUAGAGUUCAACAAAUUUUACAAGAUAUUAAUCAACCAGAUGAUACUAUCAAUGAAAAUGAUAUAAAAAUAUUUUGCAAACAUGCAUCAGAAAUCUGUGUGGUAAGAGGUACUAGAAUAGCUGAUGAGUAUGAACGCAAAGGCAGUGCUGAUAAUGAAAUAGCUCAAAGUCUUGAAGAUCCAGAUAGUUUGAUUGAGCACUAUAUUAUAUUAAGGGGAAUCGAAAGGUUUUAUUCUGAAUAUUAUAAUUAUCCUGGUGAAAUUGACGAGCAAGUAGAGUCUGAUAUUCCUAAAUUAAAGUCAUGUAUAUCAAAGCUAUUAAAUGAAUGGGGUUGUAUGUCUUCAACUAAAGAAGAUUGUAUACAUGAGUACUGUCGUUACGGAAAGUCAGAAUUACAUAGUGUAUCAUCUUUCAUGGGUGGUUGUGUAUCACAUGAAGUAAUUAAAUUAAUAACUAAGCAAUAUAAACCUGUAAAUAAUUCAUUUGUUUAUAAUGCUAUUAAUUGCAGUACGGAGUCCUUUAACCUUUAAUAUUUUUAAUUAAAUACAAUUUUGCUCGCAUUCGUUUGUAUAAAAUUUACCAUGAUUUUGUUCAUCACUUACAUUUUUA